CAGGCUGAUCAACUAACAGAAGAACAGAUUGCUGGUAAGUUAUUUGAUUCCUUGAAGUAAUAAUUGCAAUAAAACAAAGAAAAAAAUAACUUACAGGGAUGUAGAUAAUAGGCGGAAGCCGGGAAAAUUACCCGGCUGUGAACACGAUUUUUCCGGCUGUAAAGCACUACUUCUUUCUCCAAAAUGUUUUUAAAUGUUGUCAGAAGAUUGUUAUUUAUUUAUUUCGUUUGUUUACACCUUCAUUGCUGUCUUACCUGAACUGAAAGGAUUGUAAACACUCCAUUUGGUGCGACAAUUGCAUUAAUUGCAUCGCAUUGUCCAUUUUGAAGGUUUUUUGCCCUUGAUUUUGCCCCCAAAAUUAAGGAAAAUGCAUCUCUGAGAGUAUACAUUUUCAAAAUUUCCCGGGGAGGGCAUGGCCCCAGACCCUUUCCUAGGUAUAGCGUGCCAAAGGCAUGCUAGAGUGGGCCUUUGGCCCAAUUACCCGCCUAUAAUUGUUAGAUUCCUGCCUGUUAAAGACUUAAGCUACAUCCCUGAUAUUAGACAAAAUCAAGCCGUUUUUGACAUGAUGAAUUAAGUUUCACAUAUUUUCCUUGCUUUUAUUUUAUUCUUAAUCCUUAAAGUACCAUGAGUGACCAAAACAGAAUUUCUUCUUAGAAUAUCAAUACAAUACCAGGCAGACAAGUGAUGGCAAUAGAGAAAAACAUCAAUUAGGGGAUUAUUAGUUGAUCCAAUAACAAACUCUCAAAACUAACAUCAUAACAAUUGUACAGCAGACAGUAAGGAGAAUUACUACCAAAUGAGAUUGUGGGAGUGAAAGGGUUCCAUACUUUGACUUGUUGAGAAGUCUAGAUUCUUAGGUACCAGUUUCUAGCCAAAAUGUGUAGCUGAGAAAAGUGAUCAAAAUUAUUUAUUUUUGUUGACAACUUUUUGUUUUUGCAGAAUUUAAAGAAGCAUUCUCGCUCUUUGACAAGGAUGGAGAUGGUACAAUCACCACCAAAGAACUUGGAACAGUGAUGAGAUCUCUAGGACAGAACCCAACUGAAGCAGAACUUCAGGAUAUGAUCAAUGAAGUUGAUGCAGAUGGUAGGCAAAAUAUCGGCUUUUCUCAGUUUGUGUUCGAUUGCACAUGUACCUGACUCACUAACCAGCUCAAAAGUGAUGAAUAAGUUACAUGAUUCUGAGAUUUUUUAUAAAUUUGGAAUAAUAAUGUCCUGUUGGAGAAAAAUUUUGCAUCAUAGAAGACUUUAAAAAUUAAUUGCCUCUUAUUCCAUAAGUAACUAGCAUCUUAUUUCUCUUUAUAUUGUAACAGCUGAAUCACAAAGAUAGAAUUUCUCCCUACAAUAUCAAUAUAAUACUUAACAGACAAGUGAUGAGAAUAAAGAAAAAUAUGAGUUUGGGGAUUAUAAGUUGAUCCAAUACCAAAUUCUCCAAACUAACAUCACAAGAACUGUAUAGCAGACAGUAAGGAGAAUUAUGAAGGAGAUUACUGUUAAAUAGAAGGAUUUGAUUGUACAGGAGGUGUAGACGGGGGCAGGAAGGUAUACAUGGUAUGGUACACCUGCCUGUGAUUUUUUUUUUUAAAUAAUAAUUUUUUUGGCACCAUGCCAGACUUUUCUGAUGGUAUUCAGUUGUUCACUCUCUCUCUCUCUGUCUCUCUCUCUCUCUCUUCUUGGUGAACAGGUAAUGGAACAAUUGAUUUCCCAGAAUUUCUCACCAUGAUGGCAAGGAAAAUGAAGGAUACUGACAGUGAGGAGGAGAUCAAGGAAGCCUUUAGAGUGUUUGACAAAGAUGGAAACGGUUUCAUUAGUGCCGCUGAACUACGUCACGUGAUGACAAACUUGGGAGAGAAACUUACAGAUGAGGAAGUUGAUGAGAUGAUCCGAGAAGCAGAUACUGAUGGAGAUGGGCAAGUAAACUACGAAGGUGAGUGUAGUGUUUUUUUUCUAUGUGGAUGUUCAAUGUCAUUCCCUUUUUAAGAUUGUCUCUUGCAGAAGCCAAAAGAAAUUGGUUUGUGACACUGAAAAGUUGAAAUGACUGGUUCCUUUUUUUCUCUUUUGUCUUUGUAGAAUUUGUGAAGAUGAUGACAUCAAAGUAGAUCAAAACGUAAAUUGGAACAUGUGUCAACUUGCUGAAGCUUUGAUGUAAUAUACCCUUUAUUAUGAUUGCUCAGUUUGUUUUUUUUUUUUUUUUUCAAAAGAAAUAGUGACUUUCUUUCACAAUUUAGCUGGCUUUAGAACUAAGAAGUUAGAACUUACUGUAAAAAAAUGUUAAGUUAAGAUAGCUGUAGGAUAUUUUUUCUUGAAUGAAAGUUUCUGUAUUUUAACACACGCGAUAUACGCAUGGAUAUCUUUUGCGCUUCUUGGGUUACUAAAGGUUUAUGUUUGGAAGUUCAUGUGUGUGGUGUUUUUUUCUCUAGCAUUUACAAUUUAGAAAGAUUUUUGUCAAAUAAUUUGUUGAUUCCAGUGAAAUUAUUAGGUUACUAAAUCGUAUUUCUCUUCCCAGCCCUUUACAUGACUACCACCCAACUAUUUGAUGUGACGUGUGUGUCGUAGCGUGACAAUUGGCCCCGAACCUUCAUGUAUGAGGCCGAUCUUAAAAAUUUUACCAUUUAAAAUAUGAAGCUUGAAUCAUUUGAUAUUUUCCCAAAAGAGCGGCGUGGACCUACUUCACUGUUUGUCACAUUCGUCACACUCCAGACUUGCUCGUGUUAAGAGGGAUAGGGAAGUUUGUGAUUGACGUUUCGUGACCUUUGGGGUCACGCAAUCUUUUUGCACAUGACAGUCGCAUGGUAAGAACGCCGAGUUAUGAUGUUUCCCCUCAGUAGAAAGAACACUUUCUAAGCGAAAUCUGAUUUCAGUCGUCAUCAAUUCCAAAGCCUCUCUUAUGUAAUAAACCUAGAAAUGGUUAACUCGCUACAAUGGGUUCUUUUUCGACAUUAUAAGCGGUCAGAUAACAAGCGAUGUGCUCUGGAAGUAAGGCGAGGUACUUUUAAUCCUAAGAGCAGUCGUAUAUAUUCCCCAGACAAACUCGUAUAAUUUUGCCAUGACUCUUACUUCGCCAGAUGAUCAUCUCACAGUUGGAGCUUGGGCCUGUGGUCUCUCCAGCUCCGUGUUACAUAAAUAAUCUGUGAUAAAUUUUCCUGUCACACCCCCGCUUACUCCCCCCACCUCCCCCCAUACAAAGGAAUCUCCGUGAGUCAGUUAAGGUUUCAAGAAAGUAUUAUUUUACAUCCAAGUCACUUUAUCUCCCAAGCCUAGUCAAAUUCUAUAUGUUUACAGACAUUGAUGUGGUGCUCAGACGAAACUACAUGAUCUCCAGGUUCCCCGAGAAGAAGAAUCCGUCGGAUAAACCCCCUAAAGGUUUCAAAAAAAUUGACGCAGUUGACGCAGCCGACGCAGUUUUAAAAAUUCGCCGCAGUCUGCACUUGACGCACUUGACGCACUUGACGCAGGCGACGCAGUUGACGCAUUUAAUGCAUAUGAAUGAUUUAAUGACGUCAAUCAAUGCGGCUUGAAAAACAUUCAUUCCGGCUUAAUCAUUUGAGGACUUAAUUUUUUGGGCUGAAACUAAAUCCCAGCUUUAGAAUAAAUUUCUUUUAAUACUGAAUUGAUUUUAUACGCAGAUUUCGAUAAAAUCUCGCUUUUGUGGUUUUGUUAUUGGAGGAAAGAAUACUUGAUCUAUUUUCUAGAAACAGACCAGCCGCAGGCGACGCAUUUUCCGCAUCAGCAAUCCAAAUUUGGAAUGUCAGUUUCAUUUGAAUGCACCAAUCACGUGCCGUGUUUUUUUCACGCGGCUUCCGAAGAUGCUUCGAACGUUUUUACAAGCAAUAAAUUUUCAAAGUUCUAGAAAGUGGGAUUUUUGACGGAGAGCGAACAGAAAAUGGUAAGAUUUUCAUCAAUUUAUGACAUAAAAAUUAACCAACUGAUAAUAUCUAAACUUUUCUGUUAUAGGUCAGCGCAAAGAACUUUCGUUCAGUCGAAUUUUAGCUGUUAUUAUGCUCCUGAAAUCUUGUCUGCUUAAUUUCUUCCGCGAUUAGAUGUGAAUACGUUGUUUUCGUAGAUUGUUUUGAAGAUCUUACGAGUUAAAUCAGCAACUAUUUUAAUUAUAGCAGAAUGUAUAGUUUACAAAGGAUCGCCUUGUGCGUUAUCGUUGCAUGUCUUGUGUUUAGUGUCGUGACAAACCUAAUUGAGUUAGCUAAUGGAAUCCCCACAUGGUGCAGAACUUUAAGCUUAUGGUCCUGGGUUCACUGCUAAAAAAUUCGCUUUGAAUCUGUAAUUUUAAAUCAGAGUUGUGUUUGAAACCCUCUUCAUCGAUGUAAACCAUUCUGGUUAAUAUAUUAUGCAUGUUUGCUUUUGUGUAAACAUUUCUUUCCAACUUAAUUGACCUUUUUACAAAUAUACCAUUCUGUUUGUAAAACGGAAGUACUAAGAAUUAUUUCUUGCACAACUUCUGGGGAAGUCGUUUUGCAUCUUUGCUUGAAAAAGAAUAUGAAAAUUUUCACUUUUAGUUAGGGAACCAUUGAAUUAUUGAUUAAGGGAGUGAUUUCAACUGCUGUCUGCAGCUGCCCCAGUCAAAGGCAUCCUGUUUACAAAUUAUUUCCAUGUUGUAUGGUUUUCAAAGGAAGAAUUGAUCAGGGUGUUACAAACAUUGACCAAUUCUAUACCUUAAGGUCAUCUCACUUGUUGGAAGAAAAUAUGAAAAGCAUGAUUGUCCUUGCCUACAGAGGUUGCAUAGGUAUAAUAUAUGCAGUCCAACACCUGCACACAUUGGUGUGCUAAUCUUUGCAAGAGUAUUACUUCAAAACCUCAUAUGUUCACAGUAAAUUCUUGAAAUUUUGCCACUGAUUUAAGGGCUGCCAAUUUCUUCAUAUCCAGGAUCUUGGAAAACUGUUGUGUGUUUGUGCACCUUUUUUGCAUGACCAAUUUAUUUUUGCUUUAUGUAAGCAUGUAAUCUUGGUAAUGACUUACACAGAGACUACAACUAAAUUCUUAAGCUGGGAUUUUAUGGUUCUUGCAAAGGACUGGUGCAAGACCUUAGUCUUAAAACUUGUGGCAUCCUUUAAGAAACCUUGGAGGGAAUUGGUUAAGUUCAAAUGCUCACAGACUUUCCUUCAUCCGAGGGGAACCAAAAUGUACAAAGAAUAUAAAAAUAUAUAGCUGUAGCAGUCAUUCAGAAUAAGUACACAUAUUGUGUUUUAAAGCAAACCCAAAAUUAAGAAUUGUAAUCAGCUUCUUGAUAAACUUUUUUGUCAAUGAAAAAGAAUUAUUGGACUGCGAUGUUAGUUUUUGAGGACAGAAUUUUUCAGCUGUCAAGGAUUUGUACAAUGCAUGAUAUUUCUGACAGAUACUGAUGUGAUCAAAUCCAAUUUUUUGCAUACUCUCCUCUUAAGCAGUGACAGAUCUGGCAAUAACUUUUUCUGUUUUUAUCUCAUUAGAACUAAUAUUUGUUUGUUUUUCAGGCUGAUCAACUUACAGAAGAACAGAUUGCUGGUAAGUGAAGACUAUUUUUUCUAGCAUUUUUGGUGUUUACUCUUUCUUAAAGGUGGAGAGAAAGAUGUUUAAGUUUUAAGAGUUUCCUGUGAUCUAUUGUGCAUUUUGCAAUAUCACAUGGGAUAAGUGCUCACUUAGAUGGUUCAGGGCCAAAAUCAAACGUUUGCAAAUACAUGGCAAAUAAUAAAAAACCAAACUGAGGGGAAAAAAUAUAUAAGAAAUUGAAGAAAGUGAUAAUUACUAGUUUUGGCUGUUAGGUUUCACUUACAUGGUACUUCCACUAUUUCAGAACUCUCUGUAAUUGGUAGUUCUGUAUUAUCUCCUUUGAAUUCCAGUUGGCUUGUCAUCAUUUGCACCAUACACAAAUUCAAAAGAAUUAAUCCAAUGGAUCCUAAGGUGUAAUAUGAGCUCUGUUCAACUAAGCAAAUUAUCAUACCCAUAACUUGUUUCUGCCUUAUCUUCAGAAUUCAAAGAAGCGUUCUCGCUCUUUGACAAGGAUGGAGAUGGUACAAUCACCACUAAGGAACUUGGAACAGUGAUGAGAUCUCUAGGACAGAAUCCAACUGAAGCAGAACUUCAGGAUAUGAUCAAUGAAGUUGAUGCAGAUGGUAUGUAAUGAUUAACCUGGAAAAUUUCCUUGGCAAGAAUGCAGCUUUGAAUUAGGCACAGAAUAAAUGAACAGCAAAAAGUACAAUGACUCUUUAUAUUGGAUCAAAAACUGUAGUUUCAAAAUUAAGGAUUGGUGAAAGCUUGGUAUACAUGUUCUGCGACGAAAUGUGCAUUGGCCAGUGCCUGAUGUGAGAUGCUGGAAAUAUGUGUUAUUUCUAAGAGUGAAACAAGUUAAUAGCUAGACUUUUAAGAUCUAAUUACUAAUUCUAUACAAUUCUUGUGAUGUUGGUUCAGAGAAUUUAGUAUUGGAUCAACUGAUAAUCCCCUAAGUGAUUCUUUUCUCCAUUCUUAUCACUUGUCUGUUUAAGAUAAUAUUGAUACUGAAAGGAGAAAUUCUCUCUUGGUCACUCAAGAGAGUGAGAGGAUUUAAUACAAUUCUGAUCUCUAAUGAAACUACAGCUAGUGAUGACAUGCUGGCACAUAGUUGAACAUCACUUUUGCAAUGGGUGAUAGAUUCCAUUUUAUUUAUCAUUUGGUUGAUUUCCAGGUCAUGGAAUUGACCAAGAAUUUAUAUUUUUUUGAAACAGGUAAUGGAACAAUUGAUUUCCCUGAAUUUCUCACCAUGAUGGCAAGGAAAAUGAAGGAUACUGACAGUGAGGAAGAAAUCAGAGAAGCUUUCCGAGUGUUUGACAAAGAUGGAAAUGGUUUCAUUAGUGCUGCUGAGUUGCGACAUGUGAUGACAAACCUGGGAGAGAAACUUACAGACGAGGAAGUUGAUGAGAUGAUCCGAGAAGCAGACAUUGAUGGAGAUGGGCAAGUCAAUUAUGAAGGUAACCCUUACUCUGCAGAGUGCAGUUGUUAUAAAGAGAUAUUUGUAAUACCUCUCUUCAACCAUGUGGCUGCAGUUCAAUUGAACCAGCUCUUCUGAAAUCAUGGUUAGUUAGAUCCUUUGUGCCUUGAGAGUGACUAACAUUUAGUAUUUCCUCACAGUAUCACCCCUGAAUCACACAUUGUCACAAGAAUAAAGGAAAUGAUCAUCAACUAAACAAGCUGUUGAUUUAUGUCAAUAAAUACAGAAUACAGUGUGUAUGCAGGGUGUAAAGGUUUAUGUGGUCAACUGAUGGAUGCUCUUAAUUGGCAGAUCAGCCAAAUUGUUGUUUCAUUCUCUGUAGCCAUGAAUAUGCAGUAACAAUUAUGUUUUCUUAGCAAAUGGCAGCAGUGUUAACUUUUUUUUUCUCUAUACAGAAUUUGUCAAGAUGAUGACAUCUAAGUAA
Messenger RNA from Pocillopora meandrina, 7372 nucleotides. The record is from the annotation of a GenBank genome assembly. NCBI's taxonomy places the organism in Eukaryota, Metazoa, Cnidaria, Anthozoa, Scleractinia, Pocilloporidae.